Molecule: messenger RNA, 1617 nt
Organism: Cryptosporidium muris RN66
Lineage: Eukaryota; Apicomplexa; Conoidasida; Eucoccidiorida; Cryptosporidiidae
Exons: 1
Coding region: 1-1617 (538 amino acids)
Cellular component (GO): trans-Golgi network membrane
Source: RefSeq, a predicted model, not a curated record
AUGGAUAAAGGGCUACUGCAAUCCGUUUUUCAACCAGAUACAGCAUCUCCAUCGGGAUAUGUCCUAAAUGAAUUGGCGAAUUCCAGCUUUAACCAAAUAGAUGGAUGUAGUUUUUUGGUAGACUAUUUAAUGCGCAAAUUAAAGAAGGAUGAUCCAACAACUAAAUUUAAAUCUUUACGUAUUAUUAAGCAUAUUUGUGAUCGUGGAAGCCCUGAAUUUCGUCAUAUUGUACAACGUCAUAUACAUCAAAUUAGACUAUGUCAGAAUUAUCGUGGACCAAUAGAUCCUCUAUAUGGAGAUUCUUUAUCUGAAUUAGUUAGAGAAGAGGCAUGUAGCUGUCUAAAUUUAAUCUAUAAUAGUGGCACUAGCAAUAGUAAUAGUAUAUACAAAAAAGUUAAUUCUAACUAUAAUAACUCAGUAUUAGCAAAUGAGCAUGCUAAGCCCAACGAUAGAAAUCAUAUGAAUAGCAAUGAAUCUGUUAGAAUAAAGAAUUUAAGUAGGAGAAUUGAGGGAUUUGGAAAUCAUUACUUCUCAAGAGAUAUCGGUGGAAUUAAUAGUGAUAAUAGAUAUCUUUCUAGUUAUGGCUACUACACUUCAAAGAUUGAAUCCAGUAAUAAUGUUAAAAAUAACUUCACGAUUCAUAACAUUUCCCAAAUUGGAAAUUCAAUACUUGUCAAUACUCAAAGUGGUAACUUUGGGCAGGUAAUAGGAGACUUAUCAGAUGUUAUACUGAAAGUAAUACCAAGCAAGAUGAUUGAUAGCUUUUCAAAAUAUUGUAAAUCUGCUAAUAGUAAUCAAGAGUUUAGUGGGAGUGCUUCGAAUUUCAGUAAUAAAUUCCCUGUGUCACAUAGUAGAAAAGAUUCCUCAACUUUCCAGCAAACUGCUAUGAGUUCAUCAAGUGAAUUUAAACCACCAUUAACUAAUAUCAAAGAUUCGAGAGGUAUUUGGGAGACACCAUCUACAACUCAAUCCUCUAAGUGUCUAAGUUCUUUCAAAUCACCAGAAUUUACUGAGGCGAAACUAACUUCAAUUCCAAAUAUACUUGAAAAGAAUUUGAUUGAUAGUUUUUGCUCACCAUAUGGCUUAAAAGUGGCUCCAUCACAUGAACUAUUACAAGAAUAUGUCCAAAAAUCUGUCAAGUUGGAUAUUUGUGUGGUGAUAUCCAAGUUGCAUGAAAGACUAGAAUUAUAUAUAGAAUCUUCAAUCGAAUGGAAAGUUGUAUAUCGAAUAUUAUGUCUUUAUACUGCAUUACUUGAGAUGAAUGAACUAAGUAAAACAGCUUUAAUAGAGUAUGUGUUUAAUAAUGACUCGAAUUUUAUUGAAUUACUAAAAUCCAUUAACGAAGACUAUCACCCAAUGUGUUAUAGAAAAUCUCAACAACUGCAGCAGUUACUAAAUAAAUCAAAUACACCUCAAUUCUCAAGUGAAUUUCCUGAUAAAUCAGAAGAUCUCUUAGAUUUAACAUCUAAGGAUGAUAAUAUUUUUAAGAAAGGAGUAAAUUGUUCAGUAAGUAAAUUGUUUGGUAACUUGUCCAUUAAAGGUAUACAACCCAGAAAAUAUAGCCAACAGGAAAAUACACAGACCACAAAUAAUUCCUUAAUUGACUUAGAGUUUUAA